GGAAUAUGCAUGGAUAAAUUGCCUCUAAGGAGACCAAUUUUCACUUAAACAAGUGACUCAAAAUAGAACUCCAAAUAUAUUUUAUCCAUGCAUUUAAUACUCCUUUGAACUCUUAAUAAAUAUUCCCUAAUUAUUAUAAUCUAAAGAUAGAAUAAGUUAUGUCACUUGCCACACCUUGGUCAUACCUAAAUGCAUUAUUAAUGCAAAUUGCAAAAUGAACAGUUACACACUUUUAAGAAAAUUCCUUACACAAGCAUGUCUCUAUAAAACCCAAACCACUCCUUAAAACUCCCACCCAACAAAAACAAUCUCAAAUAACAACCUAAUGAAAAUGGGACUUCUUCAAUGUCCCUUAUCUUGCUACUCACAAAACCAACAACAACAAACACAAUCUCACUCACAUGAUCAUCACCUUAAUUCAGAAUCAUCAACCUCUUCUUCUUUGUCUUCACAACCAAGUCUACCUUCUGUUCCUUCUCUCACCUCACAACCUUCUCAACAAUCUCACUCACAUGAUCAUCACCUUAAUUCAGAAUCAUCAACCUCUUCUUCUCUGUCUUCACAACCAAGUCUACCUUCUGUUCCUUCUCUCACCUCACAACCUUCUCAACAAUCUCAAACCACACAUCACCAACUUCUAACAACCAUCAAAGGCCACAAUUCUCCUAUCUUCUCCCUAACUCUUCACUCCAAAUUCCUCUAUAGUGCAUCUUCCAAUAGUGAAAUAAGAAGGUUUAACAAAGACCCUUUUGCCCUUGAAGCCUCAAACAACACCAACAACAAAUUAGUUGCCAUAAGUAACAAAUCAACCAUAAAAUCAAUUAUCAUUCUCAAUGAUAUGCUGUUUAGUGCUCAUCAAGAUCACAAAAUCCGAGUUUGGAAAAUCGAAACAAAAACAAAAAAUAGUACUACCAAUGAUCAAGAUCCUCAAAGCCUAUUCAAAUGCAUAGCAACACUUCCAACUUUCAACGACCGAUUUUCGAAGAUUUUUUCGUCUAAGAAUUAUGUUGAAGUUAGAAGACAUAAAAAGUGUACAUGGGUUAAUCAUAUUGACACUGUUUCUUCUCUUGCUGUUUCAAAAGAUGAGUCUUUAAUUUACUCUGCUUCAUGGGACAGAACAUUCAAAAUUUGGAGAGUUUCUGAUUUCAAGUGUUUGGAGUCAGUGAAAAAUGCACAUGAAGAUGCUAUCAAUUCAAUUGUUGUUUCUUCUGAUGGGGUGGUUUAUACAGGUUCAGCUGAUAAAAAGAUCAAAAUUUGGAAGAAAAAUCAUAAUCAUAAUGAAAUUGAAAAAAGUGAAAAAAAGCACUUUUUGAUUGGAACAUUGGAGAAACAUAGAUCAGCUGUGAAUGCUUUAGCACUUAACAAAAAUGGGUCAAUUUUAUAUUCAGGUGCUUGUGACAGAUCAAUUUUGGUUUGGGAAAAAAGUGAUGAUGAAAAAAUGGUACUUGUUGGUGCACUUAGAGGGCAUACAAAGGCUAUAUUGUGUUUGGUUGUGAAUGAUGAUUUGGUGUGUAGUGGUUCAGCUGAUAAUAGUGUUAGGAUAUGGAGAAGAGGAAUUGAUGAAAAAAAUUAUAGUUGUUUGGGUGUUUUGCAAGGUCAUAGAAAACCUGUUAAGUGUUUGGCUAUGGCAGCAAAUGAUUCUAAAAGUAAGAGUGAUGAUGAUAAUUGUAAUUCUUAUCUUGUUUAUAGUGGUAGUCUUGAUUGUGAUAUUAAAGUUUGGAAAAUACAAGUUCCUUUGUUUUGAUUCCAUUCAUUAGUAAUUUUUUUUUUUCUUUCAGUUUGUAUGUAGAACUAAUGAGAAUUUCAUUUUUGUCCUGUUUUUACUUCUAAUAGAUUUUGUUUUGUGUAUUAGAAAAGAGGGUAAUACUUGUAAUAGAUUUCACUAGUAACAUUUUUACUUGGAAAUGGACUAGUGACAUUGAUUCUAAAUAUUGUGAGAAGAUGUCGUUGAUUUAAUCACAAUUGUAGUUGUCAUAUUGUGACAA
Cicer arietinum (chickpea) is the source of this 1985-nucleotide messenger RNA. RefSeq names its product protein JINGUBANG. NCBI's taxonomy places the organism in Eukaryota, Viridiplantae, Streptophyta, Magnoliopsida, Fabales, Fabaceae. The record is from RefSeq and is a predicted model, not a curated record. Gene Ontology annotation, molecular function: protein binding.